AUGUCUAUUGUUGGUAGCACAUCCCUGAAAUGGGGACAAGUAUCCCGCAAACACCCGCGAUAUGCGGGCAUUUGCAUGCUCACCGUGUUGCCAACAAGUGGCUGUUCUAUGAUAGAUCAUAGAGCUCUCCAACUUGAAAUGCCUAUAGAUAUCCGACAAUUAAACCAUCCUUCUCACCAGUCUUCCUUUUCCUUGUAUCUACCUUGCUUGACAGGUACUGACCCUGACUCUACCAGUAUGACGCUACUGCUAUCUUUCAAACAACACUUCACGUACCAGCUCUUAGACUACCUAACCAUACAGAGCACCAUCCUUCUCCUACUUCUCGGCAUAUCAACCUACCAAGUUGUACACUUUCUGCGAGCAAGAAACAGACCACCACUCCCAACCAGUCCGCCUGGUGAGUUUCUUCUUGGACACUACCGGCUAGUCCCUGAAGAUGCCGCUUUCAAAAAGUAUGCAGAAUGGUCAAAAGAGUAUAACAGCGAUGUGCUCUUUUUUGAGACCUUUGGGACGAAGUGGAUAGUAUUGAACAGCUUGGAAUCGGCAACAGAGCUGCUUGAGAAGAGAGGAUCAAAUUAUGCGGAUCGUCCGCGAUUUGUGAUGUUUGAGGACUUUCAACUGAUGGAGCCAACACACAGAAUGGGCUGGUCCCCAACUCUCACAUGGCUUCGCUGGGGGCCAAAAUACCACCUUCACCGCAAAGUCUUACAGCCCCCUUUUGCCAAGUCCAAAGUAGGGCAGUAUCAAGACUACCAGCUACGAGAGGCACUGAUAUGCUGCAAAAGCAUGCUCGACGACCCGGAAAACUGGGUUAUAGCCGUUAGACGGUUCGCAGUGGCCAUCGUUUUGAAGAUAUCCUACGGGCUCAACGUCGAUAGCCCGGACAGCCAGUGGAUUAAACUGGCGGAAGAGUCAGCCGAAGCGAUAGGUAAAUCAGGGCCACCGGCAAGUUCGAUCAUGGAUCGAUUUCCUCUCACAAGAUACCUACCAACAUGGCUACCCUUCAUGGAACGCCUCCGCUACGCCCGAACCUGGCGCCACGCAAUAGAAGACAUCACCCGCCUCCCCUUCGAAGCAGCCAUGUCCUCGCCCACCUCCCCAACCAAAAGCUUUGUCCACCACCGCAUGGCCAUCCACAACUCCAAUCUCGAACGGUCUAUCCCAAACGACUUCACCAUCGAAGACAUCAAAGGCGCCGCCGCAACGAUAGUCAUAGCAGGCAACGACACGACCGCCGCCACAUUGAUGCUCCUGGUAUUAUACCUCCUCAAAAACCCUCACGUCCAAUCCCUCGCCCAUUCCGAAAUCUCCUCCCUCCCCCAUAAUCUCCCCACUUUCUCCUCCCUCCCCUCCCUCCCCUUCACCCACCUCCUACUCCAAGAAACCUACCGCCUAAACCCCCUCUCCCCCCUCGGAAUACCCCACUCCUCCAUCCAGCCGGACACCUACAAAGGAAUGUACAUCCCACCCAACACAAUCAUUUACCAAAACAUCUGGGCCAUGAACCACAACCCCUCCAUCUACUCCGACCCCGACGACUUCAUUCCCGAACGGUACCUCCCCGUUGACCAAGGCGGCCGAGGUGAGCCCCUGCCACAGGGAAAUUUCGGUUUUGGGAGGAGGGUCUGUAUAGGACGACAUCUGGCGGAGAAUAGUCUGAUGAUAGUUUUGGCCACGAUACUCGCGACGAUGGAGAUUGGCGAGCCGGAGACGGGGGAGGUGGGUGAGGAGUGGAGUUUUAGGGGGCAGGCGAUUGUAAUGCCGUUUAGGGCUUCGUUUAGGCCGAGGUCGGACAAGAUGAAAGAGUUGUUGGAUGAGGCUGUUAAAAAGUUGGAUGAAGAGGAGGGGGAAGAUCGUUAG
Podospora anserina S mat+ is the source of this 1863-nucleotide messenger RNA. RefSeq lists its product as uncharacterized. The transcript has 6 exons. The record is from RefSeq and is a predicted model, not a curated record. Lineage: Eukaryota; Fungi; Ascomycota; Sordariomycetes; Sordariales; Podosporaceae. Bases 1 to 1863 code for a protein of 620 amino acids. Gene Ontology annotation, molecular function: iron ion binding; oxidoreductase activity, acting on paired donors, with incorporation or reduction of molecular oxygen; heme binding.